AUGCCAAAGCAUGUAUUGAUCUCUUCUACUCAAGAGUUUCAAAAUAAAAGAAGAACUCCAAAUACGCCUCAUAUUCCACUCACAAAUGGUUCUAAAACAAAUGUUUUUAAUGGCCAUUCAAAUGACAAUAAUAUAGCUCAAAGUCAAGCCAAUGUUGUUUCAGCUUCAAUCAAUGAAUAUGAAUUAGUUACUUCACAAACUUGGGCUCAAAUUGGUUCAUGUUCCAUUAGUUUAGGACUUUUCAAAAUAGCUAUAAAGGCAUUCGAUAAUUCAUUAAGACAUUUACCUGAUAAUGUGGAAUCAAUAGUUGGUUUAUCACAAGCUUUAAAAUUGGAUCAAAAUGGAUCUGGUUUAGGAUAUAAACAAUCAACAGAAUUAAUUAUUUCUGCUAUACAGCAGUUUAGAAAUUUGAGUAAUGAAACCAAAUUAUGGAAAGAAUUAAGUAUUUCUCAUAUAGGUCUUAAGGAGUAUGAACAAGCCCAUCAAGCCAUCACAAGAGCUUCAGGAAUACAACCAAAUGAUACUGAAUUAUUAUAUAUAAAUGCAGAAAUUUUACUCAAAUCAAGAAAUUAUAAUUAUGUUAAACAUAUUUUACAUACAAUUUUAUCAAUAUAUCAAAAUAAGGCAACAGAACUUAUAACAGCAUUUGAUUAUGAAAUCAUUGGGAAUACACAUGCCAAAUUAGCACAAUUAUUCAUUUUAGAGAAAAAUUAUAAAUAUGCUAUUAAUGAAUAUAGAUUAGCCAUUUCAAGUCCAUUACCUUCAAAUCGUGAUAAAUAUGAAGAAUAUGCAUGUAUAUGGAUAAAUUUUGCUCUUUUGAAAGAAAGUUUGAAUGAAUUUGAUGAAGCUUUUCAAAUUAUAAAUGAUGCAUUACUACACAUUGGACUCAUUCCAAGAUUAAUGAUUGCUCGUGCUUAUUUCUUAUUAUUACCUUCAACAAAAUUUUAUGAUCCAUUAUCAGCUAUAAGUUCAUUAGAGAAUGCUAUAAAUCAAUGUCGUUCUGAAGAUGGUGAAGAUAAUACGGAUUUUUUAACAUGGUACAUUUUAGGUCGUGCUUAUUCAUUGAUCGAUUCACCAAGACAAGCAUAUGAUACUUUCCAAAUUUCUCUUGGUAAAGGACCAAGUUCACCAUUACCUUGGUUAGCUGUUGGUUCAUUAUAUUUAAAAUUAGGUCAAUUACCAGAUGCUUUAGCUGCUUAUUCACAAGCUGCUAGAUUACAAGUUGAAGGUCCAGAAGCUACAAUUCCACAAAUUCUUGCAUCAGCAACUGCUUGGGAUGGUUUAGCAUGUGUUUAUGAACGUUGUGAUGAUCAAGCUCGUGAUGCAGCAGAUGCCUGUCUUCGAGCAUCUGCUUGUUAUAGAAAUGCAAAUGAUUUAAGGGCUAGUCAACAAGCUGAACAACGUGCACAUUCUUUGACAGCUGCUUCAAGAGGUGAAGCACCACCUCCAGGAUUGAAAGGUCCUCCAGAUACCCCAGUUAUGCUAUUGAGAGAUUUGAUUGGUUUAUCAACUAAAGAAAUCAAUGAAUUAUGUCAAGAGAAUCAACCAGAAGCUCAACAACAACAGCAACAACAACAAGCUCAGCAAGCUCAACAACAAGCCCAUCAACAACAAGCUGCUCAACAGCAACAACAACAGCAAGUUGCACAAGCUCAAGCCAUGCAAGCUGCUCAAGUUCAGCAACAACAACAGCAACAACAACAAAUCCAAGCACAACAACAACAACAACAACAACAUCCUUCAGCUCAAAGACCACAUGCACAACUUUCAGCACCACAACCUCAACAACAAAUCACACAACAAGGACCACCAGCUCCACAAAUUAUUAGAUCAAGUCAGACAACACCUAGAAUAGAAACACCAAAACAAUUCCAUCAUUUACCAUUACCAAGACAAUCAUUAGCUGGACGCUCAAAUACCCCAGAUAUUAAUGAUUCUUCACCACGUCAAAUCACUACACCUCAACAGCAACAACAUCAAGUACAAGUUCAAGGACAUCCAGUUCAACAAGUUCAUGUUGGACCACAAGGUCAACCUCAACCUCUUCCACAAGGACAACCAAUUGUUCAACAUCAACCUGGUCAACCACAAACUAUUUAUACACCAGUAUCAGGUGCUACACCUGUUUUACAACAUAAUGGAUCAUUACCUCAACCUCAACAACCACCUCAAUCACAACAACAUGUUCCACAACAACCAAAUCCACCUACCCAAGGUUCUACACCAGCUCAACAUCAUCCUCAACAUCCACCACAAGGUUAUCUUGUUGAUGUCAAUCAUAGAGCAGGGUUACCACAAUAUCAAACAACAUCAUCAGGAGUUGUUCCACAACCAACAAUUAUCACAACAGGACCACCACCACCACAAGGAGCAGUUCCAGUUCCAGGAUAUCCUGGAUUAUUAGCUACAAAUAAUGGACAAACACAACCAACGGGACAAUACCCACCUCCACCUCCACCAGGUUAUACCUAUGUUAAUGGUGCUACAACUGCUGGUGGUAACUAUGUUCAAUGGAGAUGA
Molecule: messenger RNA, 2520 nt
Organism: Hansenula ciferrii
Lineage: Eukaryota; Fungi; Ascomycota; Saccharomycetes; Phaffomycetales; Wickerhamomycetaceae
Product: General transcriptional corepressor
Exons: 1
Coding region: 1-2520 (839 amino acids)
Biological process (GO): regulation of gene expression
Molecular function (GO): protein binding; chromatin DNA binding; RNA polymerase II cis-regulatory region sequence-specific DNA binding
Source: RefSeq, a predicted model, not a curated record